GCCCUGGGGCCCGGCGGGCUCAGUGACAGACAUGUGCAGCGCUUUAACAUCCCCUCCACCCUGCAGGACACUGAGAGAUAUAUUGUUCCCGUGAAUGUUGGUUCCCAUGAAUCUGAGCUGGAAGGAGAGGAGCUUCUUACCACAUGGAUUCAUCGACACCAGACCGAUCUUUCACAUGUGGU
Molecule: messenger RNA, 182 nt
Organism: Xyrichtys novacula (pearly razorfish)
Lineage: Eukaryota; Metazoa; Chordata; Actinopteri; Labriformes; Labridae
Source: the annotation of a GenBank genome assembly